AGCAGAAUGUUGAAUACCAACAAUAACAAAGAACAACGCAUGCGUUUUAUAGAUUAGUGAAUUCACAAACAAUACCGCGUGCACAAAUGCAUUACGUUUGGUUUUGAACGAAAAUUAUAAAUAAAAUGAUAUUAUAACACUUGAACAAUUUUUUAAUCAGUUUUGUUCAUAACCAAUAAAAACUAUAAGACCUGUUUUGUCGGCUAUAUAUUUUUUAUUGGAAACAUAUUUUUCUAUUACCGUUGAUCGUGACCUCUGACCAAUUUUGGGGCCAUGGAGCUGGAGCAGUACCGGGAGAGGGUGAUGCCGCCUAUGCCCAUGAGUUUGGCCGGCGGAAUGCAGUCGGGACGCCAACAGACUUCAACUCCAGGAGAAGUUCUCAUCAAGGUGCAAGAAGAUUUGAAGCAGCUGAAAGAGCGUCUUCUUCUGACCGCCAAUAUCCAGGGCAGUGGCUCGGGUAGUUUCGGGGGAGGGCAUGGAGGUCUGGAUAUCAGUACCCUAGAGAACGCCAUCUCAAACACAGAAAUGGCCAUCAUGAGACAUGGGGAAGAGUUGGUGGGGUACAGGAACCAGCAGUUGACUACUCUGCCCACCCUGGAUCCCAACCUACACAUGCCACAGUUCGACCAGCCAUUCCCAGACAAACUCUACAGGGACAAACUCACCCAAGAAGCUCUAGGACAUCGGAACACUCCAAUGGACAAAUCUAGGGCCCUAACUUCCUACGAGGAGGGACCAAAAAUGGUCAAGCUACUAACCAAACGACCCAUGGCCCCCAAAUCAGGAGUUCAUGACUUGAUGGGAGCUAAGCAAGUGUCGUUCGAAUCCCCGGGAAUCAAAAUGCAACAUGACCAGGAGGCCAUCAAGAUAUUGGAUCCGACACAUCCUGAAAAUCGCGAGACACUGCAUGCAAUGUAUGGGAUCUCGCUGCCGCUGAUUGUCCAGGAAAAAGAUUAUGUCCACGCUGGAAUGGACCGCAUCCACAAAGGGUCAAACAUUGAACCGGCAACAGUUUUGCCUCGAGUUAACCGAAUUUACCCUCAGCUGAACCCGCCAGGAAUUUCUGAGGACGAUCUGAACCGAGGUCUGCUGAGUCUGAUCGAGCGGGGUUUGAUUCCCCCCGCGGCCGAGAUCACGAUUGAGCCCUCCCCUAUCCGACAGAGCAGGGCCCCCCUACACAGAAUAGGGGAAUUGAGGAACAGGAAACACACCCCCGAGGAGACUAAGAAAGCAGACUCUACCCUGACGGGUGUCAAGUUGGAUCCGAACAUCAAAACGGAAAGCGAUCUCUGCUCCGAGAAGGGCGAGCGAGUGACCUCAAAGCCGAUCAACCCGAAACGACCAGCUAAACUACUUCGUCCGUCGCAGCAGAAAGUGUCUUCGCUACAACUGGAACCUCCGAGUGGCGAGCCCACCACCCGAACUCCAAAAGGAAACUUGGCGAAUGAUGGUAGCGGGAGGAAAAAAGAGUCGAUGGUUCUGAACCCGACAGUGAUCGAGGCGAGUGAGGGAAACACCCCCACCACAACUGGUCCAACCGAGAGAAGAUUGGAGGGGGAGAUGGCACUGGUGCCCAGAGUUCCCAACUCACACCCAUAUCCCCCUCCCGUGACCCCCCACUCGGCCGAGCACUUGAGGAGUCUGGAUCACCGCUUCGCCAUCCAGCUGGGCAAGAGCAAGACCUCCUCGCCAGAGUACGGGGCAUUCAAACAGCACUACUGUCUCAAUUGGGGAAGUAUCAUCCGGACUCUGGGUGAUUUGGAAGCUCUCCUAUCUAAGUUCAAGAUCACAGUGGCCCUUGUGAAUGGGGACAAGCUGGCCGAUCUGGCCAUGAAGUAUGAACUGGAGACUUCUCCCUCCAGGGACGAGUUGUUGUCUGUUGUAGUCAAUCUGGACACGGUCAUGAAUGAGAUGAACACGCCUGGUCAGAGGUUCAAAACCAGCCAGGGCAAACACCAGGCGGCCACUCUCAUCCAAAGCAUGUGGCGAAUGCACGUCAAGAGAAGUGCCUAUCUCCACUACAGGAAGCAGAAAUGGGCGGCUGGAAUGAUUGCGAUCUCGUGGAUAAUGAAUGCGAAGCUGAGCAAGAUCAGGAAACAAUUAGUCAACACCAACAGAAGUCUCAUCGACUCCUACAGACUCAGAAUGAAGUUACUAUCGUCAACUUGGGAUGAAAUGAAGGCGAAUCAAAGAAUUAUCAUUCACAUACCGUCACUUGGCCACAGUGCGCGUGUGCGCUACACCCUCGAAGAUAUGGCACUAGAGCAGAGUCGUCAAAUGGGCCGAUUGUGUGACUUAGCCGACCCGAAUGUGAAAAUAAUCUACAUAUCACCUGUGCCUGUUAGUGAGGAGUUCCAGCAAUACUUCUCAAAACUGUUGGGUUUGAAGCCAGCUGUCCUUUCUGGAGAUGUGGAACAUCAGACCCAGAUGGACGAAAGAUUCACCAUUAUCGUUCCAGACGCAUUGGAGAGUUUUCCCAACCACAGCAUGUGUCUGACCUCCCUGAUCAAGUACAGUCCACUAACUGUGAAGAGAAUCCAGAACCUGGUGGCCGGAAACUCCGCCUACAUAGUGCCAGGAGUAAUCCACAGGGACGAACUGCACCUGUCCGACUUAUUAGAUGUACCAGUACUUGGCCCUGAACCCGACGUGGCUAACAGUUACGCUACAAAGUCUGGCCUGAAACGAAUAUUUGUUGCUGCAAAGGUAGACCAACCUCCCUGUGAGUUUGACAUCCAUUCACUGGACCAACUGACGGAGUCGCUGGCACAACUAGUGACAGAACACCUGGACAACAAACUCUGGCUACUCAAGAUAGACGACGAGUUCAACGGACGGGGCAUCGCUGUGUGUCCUGUGAACGAACACUUGAAGUGCUUCCAGUGGGCUAAGAAACAGCAGAUGCGAUAUGGGGACAAAUGGAACAAGAAAUGGGCACAUGAGCCCGCUUUCCAGAAGAUUCUAGAAGAAAUUCCAGAAAUUCUAGCAACCCACACCAAGCCAGCCAACACUGACGCGUACCCCACCUGGGAAAAAUUCCUGGACGCUUUUCUGGAAAAGGGGGGCGUUAUUGAAGCGUACCCUUCGUCUGAAAACACAACUGCUAUCAGAGUUGACGUUUUAAUUGAACCGACUGGAACCAUUCAAAUUGUGUCACAAGGAGAUCAAAUUCACGCCGAGACUCAAUUUUCAUGUUGGGGCACUACAGUUCCCCAGUGUUCAAUCGAAUCGAAACAACUGAACGAGGCCACAAUGAAGAUAGCCGAGACAUGUAAGAAUUACGCAAUCAUCGGUUACGUCACCAUCGACUUCGUCACCUUCAUUGACCCUGUAAAUGACAUGCAGCAGUUGUGGGCGAUUGACCUGAACCUUGGCUUCAGUGACCAGCUGUCGUUGACUAAUCUGACCAAGUAUGUGUCCAAUGCAGUGUUUGAUCCCGACAACUCUCUGUUGACAGUGAGUGCACCGCCCAACAGAGUUGCCAGCAAGCAUCGCAGACGAAGGCGAGAAGAGAAGGAGUUCAGUCCGAAUAGAUAUGCAGUGUUGAGCACCCGCCUCUUCCACUCGAACAUGAGUGUCAUUCACUACUCCGUCUUCUUCCAGAUGUGCAGGGCACAGGGCAUAGGCUACGACCUCAAAGAACGACAGGGCUGUGUGUUCACUCUGCUUGACAGCUACAGCAGACAGAGUGUGGGCAUGUUGUGUCUGCAUGAACAACUUCCCUCCGCCCUCGCCACCUUCGCCAGGAACCUCCACGUGCUCCACCACGAACUCUCCUCUCCCGCCAUGCAGGGACACACCAACUUCCACGCUGUGAUCAAGGAUAUCGAGGAGAUUCUAGGAGUGGCUGUUGUGAACGAAGAGCUACAGAAACAGAUAGUCGACAAAGAUGAGAAAACAGCAAAUAAGGCUGAAGAUCUGAAAAAAGCAGACGCCAAUAAGGCUGUUUCCAUUCAGGAAAAAUAAAGCAGUCAAACAACUAGAAGUAAUUCGAUCUUACCACUUGCAAAUUUCGACAAAAAAACUUUCUAUUCUAAGCGAAGAUAUGGAAGCAUUCGAGCAAAACGGAUAAUUUCUGUUUAUCUUGCAUAUUAAACUAAUAGCAUGAUAAAAAUUACACAAUCCAUUGUAAAAUUUAGAAUUACAAAAAAAGUAUCGGAUUGUAAAUGCCAAAAAAGGAAUGAAGUUAUUUGCCAUAAUUAUAUGUUC
Messenger RNA from Symsagittifera roscoffensis, 4209 nucleotides. Its product is annotated as IQ domain-containing protein H-like. Gene Ontology annotation, molecular function: protein binding. Lineage: Eukaryota; Metazoa; Xenacoelomorpha; Acoela; Convolutidae. The coding region runs from base 274 to 3966 and encodes 1230 amino acids. The transcript is spliced from 22 exons. The record is from RefSeq and is a predicted model, not a curated record.